This is a messenger RNA of Hyla sarda, 7555 nucleotides long. RefSeq names its product semaphorin 6A (gene SEMA6A). Gene Ontology annotation, biological process: semaphorin-plexin signaling pathway; neural crest cell migration; negative chemotaxis. The transcript is spliced from 20 exons. The record is from RefSeq and is a predicted model, not a curated record. Bases 404 to 3502 code for a protein of 1032 amino acids. NCBI's taxonomy places the organism in Eukaryota, Metazoa, Chordata, Amphibia, Anura, Hylidae. Gene Ontology annotation, molecular function: semaphorin receptor binding; chemorepellent activity.
UCUCCAAAUCCAGUUCAAUGAGCAGCAGAAGCAGCAGCAGCAGUGUGUGUGUUCCUGCUGGGAAGCAGAGGAGAUCACAGGAGUUUGGGUGCACCCUGUCCCCCACUCAUCACAGCCCUGAUAUGACUUGUUCCCCUGCAUGCCAUUGAAGGAACAGUGGAGUCAUUGUGGGAUUUGGAUUGUACUAGAAGGAAUAGCAGAGAGAAGAAAGUGCAGCCUUUGCAGUAACAUCGUGUCACAUGUGUAGUAAUGACUAAGGAUUGCACAGGAGAACCCAGUGGAUUGGAGAGAUCCCUCUCAGUGGAUUACUAAUGGGACUCUACAUGAGCUAGCCUUGAUUCUGCACUGCUUCUACAUGUUCCCAAGGGUGAAGUGAAAAGUAAAGUCUUUGAGCUAAACUACUAUGAGGUCAGAAGCUUUGCUGCUAUAUUUCACAGUACUGCAAGUAGCUGGGGCUGGAUUCCCAGAAGAUUCUGAGCCAAUCAGUAUUUCGCAUGGCAACUAUACAAAACAGUAUCCGGUAUUUGUGGGGCACAAACCAGGAAGAAACAACACACAGAGGCACAAAAUGGACAUACAACAGAUCAUGAUAAUGAAUCGGACGCUGUACAUAGCUGCUAGGGACCACAUAUACACAAUAGACCUGGACACAUCGCACUCAGAAGAAAUUUAUUUCAGUAAAAAACUGACAUGGAAAUCUAAGCAGCCGGAUGUAGACACCUGCAGAAUGAAAGGGAAGCAUAAGGAUGAAUGUCAUAAUUUUAUAAAGGUUUUACUAAAAAAGGACGAGGAAACAUUAUUUGUGUGCGGAACUAAUGCUUUUAAUCCUGCCUGUAGAAAUUACAGGAUGGACACACUUGAGUUUUUAGAUGAAGAAAUAAGUGGUAUGGCCAGAUGCCCAUAUGAUGCCAAGCAUGCCAACGUUGCUCUCUUUGCAGAUGGUAAACUUUAUUCUGCGACGGUGACCGACUUCCUUGCAAUUGACGCUGUCAUAUAUCGGAGUCUGGGAGACAGCCCGACUUUGCGGACAGUCAAAUAUGAUUCCAAAUGGCUGAAAGAGCCAUACUUCGUACACGCUGUAGAUUAUGGGGACCUUAUAUACUUUUUCUAUCGCGAAAUUGCAGUGGAAUACAACAGCAUGGGAAAGGUGGUGUUUCCAAGAGUUGCCCAGGUCUGCAAGAAUGACAUGGGAGGAUCUCAGAGGGUGCUCGAGAAACAGUGGACUUCAUUCCUUAAAGCUCGAUUGAAUUGCUCUGUUCCUGGUGAUUCCCAUUUCUACUUCAACAUACUGCAAGCUGUUACUGAUGUCAUCCAUAUUAAUGGCCGCGACGUUGUGCUUGCUACAUUCUCAACACCGUACAACAGCAUCCCAGGAUCUGCUGUCUGCGCUUACGACAUGGCUGACAUUGCCAGCGUGUUUACUGGGAGAUUCAAGGAGCAGAAGUCACCAGAUUCCACUUGGACCCCAGUUCCCGAUGAACGUGUUCCUAAGCCCAGGCCAGGCUGCUGUGCUGGCUCUGCGACAACAGAAAGAUAUGCCACGUCCAACGACCUGCCAGAUGACACUCUUAAUUUCAUUAAAACGCAUCCCCUUAUGGAUGAGGCAGUUCCCUCUAUAGUAAACAAGCCAUUGUUCCUGCGGACUAUGGUUAGGUAUCGUCUGACAAAAAUUGCAGUUGACUCUGCAGCGGGGCCGUACCAAAAUCACACAGUGGUGUUUCUGGGAUCAGAGAGAGGGGUUGUACUCAAGUUUUUAGCAAGGACUGGGUAUAGUGGCUUCCUUAGCGACUCUCUAUUCUUGGAGGAGAUGAACGUGUACAAUCCAGAAAAGUGUAACUAUGAAGGAACCGAGGACAAGAGGAUUAUUGGAAUGCAGCUUGACAAGCAGAACAAUGUCCUAUAUGUUUCAUUUUCUACCUGUGUCAUCUGGGUGCCUCUUGCAAGAUGUGACCGUCAUAUGAAGUGUAAAAAGACUUGUAUUGCUUCCAGAGACCCAUACUGUGUUUGGUUGCGAGAUGCGGGAACAUGUUCACAGCUGUCACCUGGUACUAAAGUGUCAUUUGAGCAAGACGUAGAGCAUGGCAAUACAGACGGCCUAGGCGACUGCCAAAAUUCUUUUGUGGCAUUAAAUGAAUUUUCAACUGCUCCUCCAGAUCAGGAAAUAUAUUACACAGUGUAUGAUCCCAGUACAACCUCCCACUCAAGAGGGCACGAGAGUUACGAUAGGGGUACUGUAAUGGACUGGAAGGACACCUAUGACUCCUCUGAAAACACAGACCCCCAUGUGGCUGACUCUUUCCAUAAUCACCCGGACAAAAAGGGAAUCAUUCGAGAAAGUUAUCUGAAAGGUCAUGAUCAACUUGUUCCUGUCACACUCUUGGCAAUCGCUGUUAUUCUAGCUUUUGUCAUGGGUGCUGUGUUCUCUGGAAUUAUUGUAUACUGUAUCUGUGACCAUCGCAGGAGAGAUGUGGAUGUGGUCCAGAGGAAAGACAAAGACCUAAGUCACUCACGUAGAGGAUCAAUGGCAAGUGUUACCAAGCUAAGUGGACUCUUCGGUGAUGGUCAGGGCAAAGAGCCUAAGCCAGAGGCUAUCCUUACACCAUUAAUGCAUAAUGGAAAACUUGCCACACCAAGUACAACCGCUAAGAUGUUAAUAAAAGCUGAACAACAUCACCUCGAUUUGGCAGCAUUGCCAACUCCAGAGUCUACACCAACUUUGCAACAGAAGAGAAAGCCUAGCAGGGGUAGCAGAGACUGGGAAAGAAACCAAAACAUAAUCAAUGCCUGUACAAAAGACAUACCACCUAUGCCAUCACCUGUUAUACCCACUGAUUUGCCUCUUCGUGCAUCACCCAGCCACAUUCCAAGUGUAGUAGUACUGCCAAUAACACAGCAAGGCUACCAACAUGAUUAUGUAGACCAGCCAAAACUUACGGAAGUGGCACAGAUCUCUAUCGAAAACCAGAACUCCACUCUAGAGUACAAAACAAUUAAAGAACAUCUCGCCGGUAAAAGUCCUAAUCAUAGUGUCAGCUUGGUGGACAGUUUAGAUAGCAUACCUCCAAAAGUACCACAGAGGGAGGCUUCCUUAGGUCCUCCAAGUUCUUCAAUGUCACAAAAUGGAAUGGGCAAGCGCAUUGACAUGCAUGCUUCAGCAUACAGUGUGGAAUACAAGAGAAACUAUCCUACAAACUCACUUACAAGAACUCACCAGUCAUCAACCCUCAAAAGAAACAAUACUAAUUCAUCAAAUUCUUCUCAUCUCUCCAGACAUCAGAGUUUUGGUAGAGGGGAUAACCCUCCUCCUGCUCCACAAAGAGUAGACUCUAUACAUUUCAAUGCUGCUCAAGGGCAGACAGUGACUCUUACUAGGCAGCCUAGUAUCAAUGCCUAUAACUCACUGCCCAGGUCAGGAGUGAAACGUACUCCCUCCUUAAAGCCAGAUGUACCACCGAAACCUACAUUUUCAUCAUCUAUUAUGCCCAAUGAUGCAUGUACAUAAUUGGAGCUGAAAGUUGGGAUACCAGCUGAAAAGAAUUUGCCAUUUUGAGCCAGUGUACUGCAAACUUCAUUGAUAAACUUCAGUUUCCAAGAAGGCUAUUGUUAACCUAAAGACUCUUUGGAAAGGAAAGUGAGAUAUUUUCUUAUGAAAUUCUGUGAUGUAUGGUUUAUGUUUGCAACUGCAGGACUUGCACACAAUCUAAACAGUUUUCACUGUUAUUAACAUUACCCCAGAACAUCACAUCUCAUGAGCCAAAAGCACAAAGUUGAAUGUUGAACGUUACCUCCUGAAAUUCCUCCUGGACUCCAAGGUGGAGAGUAGAAGAGUAACAGACAACAAGGAGAACUCGACGCAUGACUUCAGAUGAUCUCAUACUUAAUAUUGGCGGACGUUUACUACAGACAGAUACUGUGAAAUGCCCAUCAGUGUUACAGCCGCUUGAAUAGCAGAUGGACGACGAACUGGGCAUGGCUACUCUCGAUCUCUGCUACUUUUCUCUUUAUUGAAUAACAUGUGACCAGUUAACAAUAGUAACUUCAAUUAUUUAUUGUUCAUUUUGUCUUUCCUAAGGAAAUGACUGUCCUGCAAAUCACCUUCUGAGCAGCUUUGUGGACAAAAAUAAAGAAAUAAAUGACAAUGAACUUAUGAUCUUAUUUAACAUGAUACUGCUAACUGGAGUAGUUGAGUUAUUUUAUUAUUAUUUUUUUCAAUAAACUGUCAGAGGAAAUAAUUUUGAGCUGGCAUUUGUGUUUGGAUUAUAUUUUACUCUCCAUUUUUCAUUCCUUCUUUUUCAUCACCAUUCUUAAAAAAAAUAAAAUAAUAAUAAUAAUAAUCAAACAAACAAAAAAACUAACUCUUGCAGAUCUGGGAAGGGGUUUGUGACUUACUGCUUGAGUAUGUUGCAGAACCAACCAGAUUGGACAGGAUUAAAAGGGGAAUAUUUAUUUUUCAUUCAUUGGAAGAAAUCACUGGCUGGGCCUUUGAUUUAUUUUUAUUUUUUUUUUAUUGUUUUUUAUUUUAUUUUUUCUAACAAGCCAGGAUCUCAUUUUAAUUUGACUUCAAGUAUGAACUGUAAACUCCUCCUUGUGACUUAUCUUGCACUUCUCUGCAUAUACCAUUGCUGUCAACAUUGCCUUGUCAGUAGUGACAGUUUCUGUGAAGGCACUAUUUUGUGGUGCGCCAUCCUAUUUCAUGUUGCAUGUAAGUCAACAACUAAAAUUCACCAAUGGUGUGAACGAGAGUAAUCUGCCAGCUUUUAAACCAUACAAAGACUGAUCUCACAGGUUGUUUAUGGGAAGACUCUAUCUGUGAAUAACCUUCUCUUCCACAUGUAAAUUUGUGCCUUACACCCUGAGUUUUGUGUACUUGUGCGUUAUAGUUCCUAAACCUUCUCCUGACAUAGUUGCAGAUAUUUAUUUACCCAUACCCCCCAUUUCCUGACCAGUGCUUGCAGUGUCUUUUGGGAAUUUUGGAGGUUAUAACAUGGUAGUUUGGAGAAGAAUGUAGCGGUGAUACAAAACUCAAUCAUCCCUCAAACACUGCACCCGGUAAUUUUAUGUGAUCAUUCUAGAUGUGCCAAUUUUGUCCUUGGUCCGCCCUUGUGUCAUGCAGACAGUAUGUCCACUAUUGUGGGUGGCAUUUUCCUUUCCUAUCUUCUCCCUUCUACACACUCAUAUCAUUUCAGUAUGGUGAGAAUAUGCAUCAACUAAUGUACUGUCUUCAUGUCUGGUGUGCACACUGGAUGUAAUGCGGAAUGUGACUAGCGGCCUUCCGUAAGAACCGUCCUAACCACACUCACAGUAUAUAUGUACAGUCUGAAAUUAAGUUAGUUUAAUGCGGGCUGGCUCCUGCUGUAAUUGAAUACUGCUAAAAUAAAGAAAACCUGAAGGACGUUAUGUGGAAAAAAUCUCAAUAGGUGAAUUUUUUCCCCCUUUGCUUAGUGUAUGGGUAUAUUUAACAUAAUCAUGCUUUUGAGACCUUGUGUUUUUUUUUUGUUUGUUUUCUUGUAAACCUGAGAGAACAUUAUUUUGUGUUGGCCUUUAUACUAGUUUUUAUAGAUUUUUAUUUUUAAGACCCAUUAGGGUGUGAUUUUUUUUUCUCCAUUUUUUUUUAUUUUUUUUAGGAAAUCAAGAUGGUUUAGAACAUUGUGUAUAACAAGGGUGGUAGCAUAUCAUUCCAUUUUCUAUCUAUUGACUGACUUUUGUUUACUUUGUUUCCUGAGGUUUUCAACCCUUUUAUCUUCAUCAUGUUGACUCUGUUUGCAUUUACCAUUGUUUUCAGCACAUUAUUUAAUUUUCUUUUUUUUUUUUUUUCUGUUUAACUACUGGAAAAUGUUACUGAUGAUUCUCGGUGUGUCAGAGAGAGAUUUCUGUUCCUAGGCAAUUCAUCUACCCAGCUAUACUAGGAGGGGGUUCAUCUUUUUGCAUGUUACGCGCAUUAGGGAAGACAUAUAAUGAGCACGGAAGAGCCAAAUUAAUGUGAUAAUGUAGAAAAAGGUAACGAUUACUGUAAUAAAUGGAUAACAUCAUAGUUUCUUAUGAAUUAUUAAAGAAUCAGAAUGUGAUAAUACUUUUUGUAUAUAUGAUAGGUUAGCCGUACAUGUUGAAGACGUUAUACAUUGCUCGAAGAAUAGUUAAAUAAAGAAAAGUAGAUGUUCAUUUCCCUGUAGAGUGUUGUAAAGAUCCCUUACGAAAUCAUGAAAAAGGCUACAAGACAAAUUAUCAAACAGUCAUCACUAGGGUGAUCUUUAAUAUUAAAAGUAUACUGUGUACUUACUGAUUACAACAUACACUGCAUAGUUCAAUAUAUAAAUCAUAGGAAAUCCGCUCCUAUGUUUCUCCGGUGACAGAAUUUUUAUAAUUUAAGGCAAGGUUCACACUACGGAAUUUCCGACUGCUAUUCUGCUUUGAAAUUGCAGGCAGAAAUUCUGCUUACUAAAAUGUAUAGUGUAGUGAAUGGUUUUCCAUUCACAAAUUCACACUUCGGAAUUUGUGAAGCGGAAUUUGUCAACGAAAAAUCCACUUGGAAAUUUCCGCUUGAAGAAUGGCUUUGGUCAUUCUUCAGGCGGAAAUACUGGCGGAAACACAUUGCAUUCUAUUGGAGGCUGCAGUGUCUGAUUCAGUCGGCACUGGCAGCACUCGGAAUCUCCAUGUGGAAAUUUUCUGCCUGGAGAUUCCGCAGUGUGAACCUAGCCUUAAGGGUCACUUUUAUUCUGUCUGAACAUGUCAUCAUAUUGGUCCCUGCCGGCUUCUACCUGCCCCACUGGCCUUGUUUGACAGAUCUCUCCCUAUACCCAAACAGGGAGGAAUCGAUCAAUCAAGGCUGCUGGUGCACAAAGAAGUCAUUAGGUACCGCCCCUUUGACUCCUGGUUCAGGCAGCAUAAAAGUGAUGACCAGUCCCCUUUCACUAUGUCUUGAAAAGGAUUUGGAGCAGAAAAUUUUACUCACAUUUCUUUUAAAAAAUUCCUGGCAAUCUAUCGGCACAAAAUGUUGGGCUUUAAAAACAACAUAGUGUUUAAGGGUGACCCCCUUAAUGUCUAGAGGACUGACAUGAUUUUCCUGUCUAUUUGUAGAAAUAAUCUAGCCCACAGUGCAUUUAAGGCUAAGGAUCACUAAAAGUAUACUAAAAGGAAAUUGUAGAUUUACAUGUAUGUUUGUAGAGGCAAGAAAAAGUACAUGUAAACAAAAAUUUAUACUUAAAUUGAAUUAUUUUGUUUACCACAAAAUAAUGGAAUUUACCAAAAAAAAAUGUAAGAUGAAACUACUUUUUUUAGAGUACUUAUAGUAAGUAAAGUUUACACUGAUGGAAACAUUUGAACAUACAGUUUUUACACAAGUGGCUAUUUUUUAUUUCUUGCUGUAUUUAUUUCAAUCAGGUUUUAUUCUGUUUCGCAUAAACCUAUGUGUGCCUUUGCUAUCCACCCUUGCUAUACACUGAGAGAGUGAACAAAUUCAGGCUUCUAAUUGUGUAUUGUUGUAAGAUAUUGUGAUGUCACCAAAUUUUUUCUCCAUUUUCAUAUCCCUUAACAUCUGAUACACAAAUUAAUGUAAUGU